UUUGAGUUGUAGUUGGAUUUGUCGUCUCUGUUUUUUUUUAUCUUCGAAGUUCGAAUGGAUCUUAAAUAAGAACCACCAACCACGCUGUGUUCUCUGAUUGCACUACUCCUUUGUCGGUGUUUGAUCAGCUUUAGCUCAUUUUGUUUUUCUUUUAAGUUUUCACCAUUUAAUCAUUUACUUCAAAGGGGUAGCGUUGAUAAAUAUUAAAUAGUACAAAUCUGCAAGCUUCAUUAUUUCCUUCACUCUUUUUUUCCCGAAGUUUUUUCCACACAAUAGUACCCCUUUUGCUAUAUAUAAAAACACCACAAUUCAAUCCAUUUUAGCAUUUGACUCGUUCUUAUUUGUCCAAAAUGGGAAGUGUUGGAAUGAUGGUCAGCAAAACAACUCUGGUUUGUGCUCCAUUAAUGGCUGAAACUGUGGAGCAAAUAAUGACUGACAUGUACAAGGCAAAAGUGCAAGGUGCUGAUUUAGUUGAAAUCAGGUUGGACUAUAUUAAGAACUUCCAGCCUCGCCAAGACCUUGAAACCAUACUCAAAAAGAAGCCAUUGCCAGUGCUCAUCGUGUACCGGCCAAAGUGGGAAGGUGGUCAGUACGAAGGUGAUGAGCACACACGGCUGGAAACUCUUCAUACGGCCAAAGAACUGGGAGCUGAUUACAUUGAUUUUGAGCUCAAGGUGGUUUCUAAUCUUAUGGAAGAACUGAAAAUGAAUUGUCACAGUGGUAGCAAAGUUAUUGUAUCAUGCUAUGUGAAUGGUGUGACCCCUUUAGAAGAAGAUCUGAACCGUCUUGUCACGAGCAUGCAAUCUACUGGAGCAGAUAUGAUCAAACUUGUCAUAAAUGCAACUAAUAUUACAGAAAUAUCAAGAAUUUUUCAUCUUCUCUCACAUUGCCAGGUUCCACUAAUUGCAUACUCAAUAGGUGAAAGAGGUCUUAUAAGCCAGAUACUGUGCCCAAAAUUUGGCGCUUUUCUGGUCUACGGAUCUAUGGAAGGAAACUCAGUUCCAGGACUGCCUACUUUGGAAAACCUUAGACAGGCUUAUAAAAUUGAAGAUAUUGAUGAAGAUACUAAAGUUUUUGGGCUCAUCUCCAAACCAGUUGGCCACAGCAAAGGCCCUCUAUUGCAUAAUCCUACUUUCAGGCGUGUGAAAUAUAAUGCAAUAUAUGUCCCAAUGUUUGUUGAUGACCUCAAGGACUUCUUUAGUGUCUAUUCUAGCCCGGAAUUUGAAUUUGCUGGAUUCAGUGUUGGGUUUCCAUACAAAGAAGCUGUAGUUGAAUUUUGCGAUGAAGUCCAUCCACUUGCGAAGGCAAUAGGUGCUGUCAAUACUAUUAUAAGGAGGCCAAGUGAUGGGAAAUGGGUUGGCUAUAAUACAGACCGCGAGGCGUCAAUAACUGCAAUUGAAGAUGCUCUAAAACAUCAGGGAUACACUAAUGGGGAAACAUCUUUCGAUUCACCUCUUGCUGGAAAACAAUUUGUGCUAGCUGGUGCUGGAGGUGCAGGAAGAGCCUUAGCAGUUGGUGCCAAAAGCAGAGGAGCUCGGGUGGUCAUUUUCGACAUUGAUUUUGAGAGAGCAAAGACUCUUGCUCAUGAGGUAUCUGGUGAAGCUCGGCCUUUUGAAGAGGUGUUUAACUUCCAUCCAGAGAAAGGGGCAAUCCUUGCAAAUGCAACACCUCUGGGAAUGCAUCCAAACACAGAUAGAAUUCCUGUAGCUGAGGUGACCUUGCAGGAUUACCAGCUUGUCUUUGAUUCUGUUUACACACCAAGAAAGACCAGACUAUUAAAAGAUGCUGAGGCUGCAGGAGCCAUCAUUGUGAGCGGAGUUGAAAUGUUCCUCCGGCAGGCCAUUGGCCAGUUCAAACUCUUUACAGGAAAAGAAGCACCUGAAGAGUUCAUGCGGGACAUCAUCUUAGCAAAGUUCUGAUGAUGUAUUGCAUUACACAGAAAAUGUUUUAACUUGUUAUAUGUAUCUUAUGCUUCCAUUUCUUUAUUAAUUCAAACUUGAUCACAAAGAAAUUUGGAUAUGCUAAAAUUGCAUAAAAUAUUUUCUAAGACCAAGAAAGAAAAAUAAUAUGCUUUGUGAAUUUCUCAGGAUCAAA
Messenger RNA from Quercus robur (English oak), 2094 nucleotides. Its product is annotated as bifunctional 3-dehydroquinate dehydratase/shikimate dehydrogenase, chloroplastic-like. The record is from RefSeq and is a predicted model, not a curated record. Lineage: Eukaryota; Viridiplantae; Streptophyta; Magnoliopsida; Fagales; Fagaceae. Gene Ontology annotation, biological process: chorismate biosynthetic process; shikimate metabolic process. The transcript has 10 exons. Gene Ontology annotation, molecular function: 3-dehydroquinate dehydratase activity; shikimate 3-dehydrogenase (NADP+) activity. Bases 351 to 1919 code for a protein of 522 amino acids.